UUUUACUAAUUUUAAAAAGUGUGCAGAUCUUCUUUAUAUUAGAAAACCAGCUGGUGUUAACAAUGACUUUGGUUAAUGGCAAUGCUCACCAAGCUACUAACAAUGGCGAUUUACGCAAACCCUUCAAAAUUUUCGUGGGUUAUGAUACGCGUGAAGACAUUGCCUAUGAGGUGUGCCGACAUUCAAUCUUGAAACGCUCUUCGAUUCCCCUCGAGAUCACCCCUAUGGUUCAGUCAGAUCUACGAGAGAAAGGCCUUUACUGGCGUGAACGCAACAAUCUCGAGAGCACCGAGUUCUCCUUCUCGCGCUUCCUCACCCCCUACUUGUCCAAUUACGACGGUUGGGCACUGUUCAUCGAUUGCGAUUUCCUUUAUUUAGCUGACAUAAAGGAGUUAACAGAGUUGAUUGAUGAUAAAUACGCCAUCAUGUGCGUUCAUCACGAUUAUUCCCCAAAAGAGACGGUGAAAAUGGACGGUGCGGUGCAGACUAUGUACCCUCGGAAGAAUUGGUCAUCCAUGGUGUUGUACAACUGCGGCCAUCCCAAGAACAAGGGCCUGACACCGGAGGUUGUUAACAAUCAAACCGGUGCUUUUCUUCAUAGGUUCCAGUGGGUGGAAGAUGAUGAAAUUGGGUCCAUCCCGUUUGUCUGGAAUUUCCUGGAAGGGCAUAACAAGAUGGUCGAGAGUGAGCCCACAACGUUCCCUAAAGCUAUACAUUAUACUCGUGGAGGGCCAUGGUUUGAUGCAUGGAAGAAUUGCGAGUUUGCAGAUCUUUGGCUCAACGAGAUGCAAGACUACAUCGAAGAAAAGAAGUUGAAUGCAAGUUAAUC
Molecule: messenger RNA, 829 nt
Organism: Hibiscus syriacus
Lineage: Eukaryota; Viridiplantae; Streptophyta; Magnoliopsida; Malvales; Malvaceae
Product: protein CDI-like
Exons: 1
Coding region: 63-827 (254 amino acids)
Source: RefSeq, a predicted model, not a curated record